GUGUGUCCGCUAGAACCAAAAUGUUUCUCGCCGUUCCUAUCUUCAUGUGUCAGAGUGGCCUGUACUGCCUCACAGGACAGGCGAUUAUUGACGAGAGCGAACGGCUCGUCAACUCUGCCUUCAGCUGCGGUUGGCCCGACGCCGAUGAACGCUUCAAGAGGUCUCUCCGAGUCUUCAUGGUGCGCGCCGCGCAGCCCCUCCGCAUCAGAGUGGGCAAGCUCAUCUCCCUCUCCAGGGCCACCUUCCAAGAGCUCUUGAAGGGAUCGUACCAGCUAUUCAACGUGGUGUACCAGUUUCACACCAACUAGAUCGCAAUACCCUGGCGUCAUAUGCCAUGGCUACGUCCGGCGCUGUGGCUUACGACAACGACCUCGUGAG
Molecule: messenger RNA, 378 nt
Organism: Schistocerca piceifrons (Central American locust)
Lineage: Eukaryota; Metazoa; Arthropoda; Insecta; Orthoptera; Acrididae
Product: odorant receptor 43a-like
Exons: 3
Coding region: 21-308 (95 amino acids)
Biological process (GO): sensory perception of smell; detection of chemical stimulus involved in sensory perception of smell
Cellular component (GO): plasma membrane
Molecular function (GO): olfactory receptor activity; odorant binding
Source: RefSeq, a predicted model, not a curated record